CUGUCAGUUGGCAUUCGCAUUUAUUCACUUUUGCUUUAUUUAUUUAUUUUUUUCCCGGGGCCAAGCAAGAUGUUGCCCAAGCUGAUCGCUCUCUUGCCCGUCGUCAUCUUCGUCUUGGUCACUGGUGAGCCCGAGGUAACCGAGGAACCGCAUACGGAGCACCUGGUGUCCUUUUGGAUGGGUCAGGCACAGGAGCAGCUGCAGAAGCGUUUGGCCAGAACCAAGGACUCUGUUGUGGAUCGACGCCGCGCCAAGAAUGUGGUGGUGCUCCUGGCCGAUGGCCUAUCCAUUACCACACUCACGGCUGCCCGCAUCCUCAAGGGACAGCGCGGUGGCGGCAGCGGCGAGGAGGCUCUACUUGCUGUGGAACGCUUCCCCUAUGCCGGCCUCAGCAAGACGUACUGCGUCGAUGCCCAGAUACCCGACUCGGCCUGCACAUCUACCGCUUAUUUGGGCGGUGUAAAGACUCGGGUUGGCUGCUUGGGCCAGAGUGCCAGCGGUGAGCCGGUGGACUCGUUGAUGCAGUGGGCCCAGCUGGCGGGCAAGGCCACCGGAGUGGUGACCACCACACGGCUAACAGAUGCCAGUCCCGCCGGUGCUUAUGCCCAUGUCCGGCGGCGUGGUGAGGAGCUGGAGAUAGCUCGACAGCUGGUGGAGGAGGAGCCGGGACGUAACUUUAAGGUGCUCCUGGGCGGUGGCCUGGGCAAAUUUGCCGAAGAGCGGCGGGAUGGCAAGGAUCUGUUGAACCAGUGGCGUCAAUCGAAUCCCCAAGGAUGCUUCUGCCGCUCAUUAGCUGAACUGAAGAAUUGCUCGGGAGAUGGCAGCCUGCUGGGCAUCUUCAGUGAUAGCCACAUGCCGUACCAUCUGGCCGCCACGAAGGAGCAGCCGCGUCUCAGUGACAUGACAGCGGCCGCCUUGGAGAAACUGGAGCAGCAGAGUCGGGCCGAUGGCCAGGGCUAUGUUGUGUUUAUUGAGGGCGGGCGGAUCGAUCAUGGACACCACGAGACGCGGGUUGGCUAUGCCCUGGACGAGAGCCUAGAGUUCGAUGAGGCCGUGGAGACGGCUGUCCGGAUGACCGAUUCCGGUGAGACUCUGCUGGUGGUCACCUCCGAUCAUUCGCACACGCUGACCAUGGCGGGCGGCGCUGUGCGUGGCACACCCAUUCUGGGCAUGGACGAGCAGCAGCGGGACGUGGAUGGUGUGCCCUACAGCACCCUCAACUAUGCAGUGGGCAAAUGGCAAAGCGCCGACAAUGCUGGUCGAAGGACGAGUCCCAGGAAUAAGCUGAGUCCCACCUCCUUUACACCCAGCUAUAUCAAGGGGCGAAAGGGGGUCCAUGCUGGCGAGGAUGUGGCCGUGUUUGCCAUGGGCCCGCAGGCUCAUCUCUUUGGCGGCGUCAUGGAGCAGAAUCUCCUGCCCCACCUAAUGGGCUAUGCUGCCUGCCUGGGCACGGGCGUGACACUCUGCAACCAGGAUCAGCAGAAGCAGAAGGAGCCUUAGGUCCUUCGAUCAUUUUGGUAAAUUGUGUGUUGUUCGUGUGUGUAGUUCUUUCAAAUAAAUACCAUUUUUCAAGGAUAUAUAUUAUGGGGGAUAUAGGGGAUAUGGGAGGGGUGUUAGUAGGGUUUAUAGUAUGGUUUAUAGUAUGGUUUAUAGUAGUG
Messenger RNA from Drosophila kikkawai, 1658 nucleotides. RefSeq names its product Alkaline phosphatase 11 (gene Alp11). Lineage: Eukaryota; Metazoa; Arthropoda; Insecta; Diptera; Drosophilidae. The record is from RefSeq and is a predicted model, not a curated record. Gene Ontology annotation, molecular function: alkaline phosphatase activity. Gene Ontology annotation, biological process: dephosphorylation.